AUGAAAAAGAGUCAAGUUUUCCUUGUAUCACCACAUUUGAUGUUUUUCCUGCCAGAGUCUUUGAUACCAAACCCGCGAGUUUCUUCGGCUCUCCUUGCCGACGAAGCAUUGAAGGUAGUUUUAAGUGAGAAGCUUUUCCGUGGCAGAAAUACGCUCGGAGAGUGUCAGUGCAGCCCGAUCGGCGCCAUCGCCGCCUCAUGUGACAAGCGUACCGGUCAAUGUGCCUGUCUGGCCAACGUUACCGGCCGGCGUUGCGACAAAUGCAAAUCAGGUCAUUGGAAUCUCACGCAAGGCGUCGGCUGUCAUGACUGUCGCUGUGAUCCGGCCGGUUCGCGCAGCCACGAAUGCAAUCCAUGGACGGGCCAGUGCGAUUGUAAGAUCGGUGUAGGCGGCCAACAUUGCAACGAGUGUACGGACGGUUUUUAUGGCUUCUCCACGGACGGCUGUCAACGUUGUACGCAGUGUGCGGGCGAGGGACAAGUUUGUGAUCCGUUGAAUGGUCGCUGCAUCUGUCCGCCGAACAGUCGUGGGUUGGGUUGUGCGCAAUGUGUGGCCGGUACUUGGGGUUGGCAACCGCGUCUCGGUUGUCGCAAUUGUGCUUGUGAUCGUAUCGGCUCCAUUGGCCAGCUGUGCGAGUCGACGAACGGACAGUGCCAGUGUCGUGAAGGCUACGCGGGUCGGCAGUGUGACACGUGUGCCAUUGGUUACUUUGGCUAUCCGGAGUGCCGGCGUUGCAAUUGUAAUGUGGACGGUUCAUUUGUGCACGCAGAUGGCUCGAUCACAUGCGAUGCGAACGGCCAGUGUCCGUGUAAAACAUUGGUUGUUGGUCUUAAAUGUGACACGUGCAUGAAAUCAACCUUUGGGCUGUCGGCGCUCAACCCGGAAGGUUGUACGCGUUGCUUCUGCUUUGGUCGUUCCAGUGAAUGCGAACAAAGCGAAUGGUCGUGGGGCCACAUACGCAUGGCAGAGGCGCGCAAUCUGAGCGUGCAGUACAUACGACCACAGUAUGUUACGAAUACAGAGUACGAGUACAUUGUAGUUGUGCAGAUGGCAGGUGCAAAGAGUUAUCGCGAGGAUGCUGAGAUACACCUGCUCAACGAUUUGAAUUUAAUUCCACGUUCUACGGGCAAUGUGUCAAUUGGCGCAUACACGAAUUUCUAUCAUCCACUCUACUUUCAAUUGCCGCCACAAUUCUAUGGCGAUCGCACAAGCAGCUAUGAUGGCUAUUUGUAUUUUACGCUGGUGAUCGAGGGCGCCAACCGUCCACUGGAACGUAAAGUGCUCGCCCGUUUUCCGCUAGUGCAAAUACACUCGCACAAAAAAUUGGUGCUCGACUAUUACGAAUAUGAGAACUAUGAGUAUGCGUUGAAUGUGACCUAUAAAGUGCCGCUGCAUGAGUCCGAGUGGAAGUAUCAUCACAACAGUCAGCCUGUGGAUCGUGCAACUUUGAUGGCGGCGUUGCAGAAUGUGAAGCAUAUUUUUGUGCGCGCCUCGGCCUUCGCCGACUUCACGGAAGUGGUCCUCCACAACGUUCACAUGGACUCAGCGAUCUAUGUCUACGGUUCCACGAAUAUGAUAGCCAAAGGUGUCGAACAUUGCAAAUGCCCCAAACGUUAUGAUGGACUCUCAUGUCAGGAUCCUGGAAAGGGCUACUACCGUUUCCGCAAUGUCACAGAAAUCGAAACCGUCUUCAUAGAGGAUCUCAUUGGGCGUGUAGUGCCGUGUCACUGUAAUGGACGCAGUAAUGAAUGCGAGCGCGAGACGGGCAUAUGCUUGAAUUGCCGCGACAACACGGGCGGUGGUCACUGCGAACAAUGCGCUGAAGGUUAUUAUGGCGACCCGAACUCCUCGUAUGGUUGUCAGUCGUGCCCCUGCCCGGAGACUAGUCGCAAUUUCGCCAAAGGCUGCAACGUAUGGCAGGGUGAAGUUAGUUGCAUUUGCAAACCCGGCUACACGGGGAAGCUCUGCGAUCGCUGCCGCCCUGGCUAUUUUGGCAAUCCACUUGCUUAUCCGAACAGCACCUGCCAGCCAUGCAAUUGCAAUUUGGAUGGCUCCGCUGGUGACGAUUGUGACAGCCAGUCGGGUCAAUGUCAAUGUCGGCCGGGUGUGACCGGUUUGAAGUGCGAUAGAUGCAUAGCGGAACGUAAUUAUCUGGAGGAGCGUGGCUGUCGCAUUUGCGACAAUUGCACGCUGCUUCUGCUGGACUACAUCGAGCUGAUAGGCAAUAAACUACGCCGCGGUUUGCACAAUAUGGAUCUCACUGGCAUACCCGCACCGUAUGUGAAAGUUGAGGACUAUGAGCGCGCUUAUAAUACGCUCCAAAUUCACUAUGAAGACUAUUCGAAUGCGCGCAAGCUGCUGGGAAGCUAUGACGCCAACGAUUUGCUAAAGAUUGACUCACACGCUGAGAAUAACAAAUUCCAGUCACGCAAAGCGCUGGCCACAGCGCUCAAACGUAAAGAAUCUACCGCCGAUUUGCGCAACGACGUAACCAUAUUGUAUGUGGAUAUAGGCGCGCUGCGUUCCGAUAUUUUGCAAUAUAUUUUCACGCUCAACAACUAUGGGAAGAGUGAGCAACAUAUGAGCCUACCGAUGGCCUUGGAUCAAGCGCGCUUCUAUUUGGACUCUAUAAGGCAGCACGAGCAGACGGUGCAGAACAUACGCAAUUCCACGCAAUGCGCUUGGCACUACUACUAUCAUUUCGGCAAUGCAUCGGAUGCAGCAUUCGACCAGAAGGCGCGUGUCGAAAUGUUUUGGCGCGACCUGAAUCAAACAAAUUUUCGCAUUUCCGAUAUGCGUCUACACGCCGAUCGUACGGUGGAGAUGCAAAAUGAGAUCGACGAUAUACUGGAACAUGUGGUGAAUUUGCGCAAUCAUGUUGUGGAAGAUUUCAAUAAAGUCAAUGAGUUUGGCGCUGAUGUUAAUGAAUACUUGAAUCAAAGUUUAAUACCAGACACGGACAAGCUGAUUGAGCAGAAUUGGGCACAACAGGAGCACUUGAGUGGUGUAACCGAUUCGAUAGAUAGACUAUUUGAGCAGUUGAAUAUUUCGUUGGGUGAGAGUGAGGGCAUGCAGCGAGAGGUGCGCAAGCAUUGGCUGCCGAAAGCGCAAAAGCAUGCGGCGAGAUUGAUGGAGCGCUCGAAUGAAUACGCCAGGCAAUUCCAGCCGACAAGGAAUGGAGCGAAAAUUGCGUUAUUGGCGAGUUCAGCGCACAAAAAUAUUUCCGAUGCCAUCACAGCUGCACGGCAAGCCUCUUUGGACGCAAACGAACGUGUUUUAGAAGCUCAGCGCAGACUCUACCCCGACGAUGGUAGCUCCGUGAUUGAACGAGCAAAGGUUUCGCUCAACAAGUCAAAAAUACUACAAAAGGAAGCGGUCGAUGAAAUGGAACGCACAAAUGCGCUUAAGCAAAAGCUGAAAGUGCACGAAGACAAAGUGGAGCGCAUUAAAUCAACUAUCUAUGACGCUGGUACGCGCACCAACAACGUUUCAGCGCACUUGCAUGCCGCAACCAACAACUCGGCACGCAAACUGGCCGUGGAGAGUAUUGAAAUGGCUAAGAACAUUAGCGAAGAAAUGCGUCAUGAGCUGCAUAAAGCUAGACGGAUGCAUGAAGAGAUUUUGAGGUUACGCGCCAAGUUUGCUAUCUUGGAACCCGAUUGGGAAAUCAAGUUAGGCAGAGCUGAAGAGAAUAUCUCACUCACCAAAACCAACAUUCGACUAGCCAACAUAUCGCUGUCCUACGUGGAGGAGCAAUCACAAAAGGAGAAAGCGAAAUUCGAUGAGUGGAAUAGUACGAUGUCAAGACAAAUGCAGGAAAUACGCGAUAAAAUAGCCAAAGCGCGCCAUGCAGCCGAAGGGAUCAAAAUCUCCUUGGAAUCGCUUAACCCGAAAUGCACACGCACCUACUUGCCUACCUUAUAUGGACUCUCCACUUCGAAUACCAUCAAAAUAUCGUUUGCGCUGCCCAAUCGUCACGGCAACUCACCACUGUUGCACAUACAAGGCAGCGAUGGACGUUACAUCGCACUCGAUCUCUACAAGCGACAUGUGCGUCUACUUUGGAAUCUCGGCGGCACUACGACAAUCAUCACACAUCCAUUAGAAGUACAAACUCGUGAUCCGAAAUAUGAUGACGCCUGGUAUCAUGUGGAAGCGAAUCGCACACUGAAUAUCGGCAGUCUUCUAGUGCGGCGCAUGAACAACUACGGGUCAUUGGUACCUGGUCAACCGGUCACAGGUAAUACCGAUGCCAGCUAUACGCGUUUCUUCCAAACACCCAACGAACGCAUAUACCUGGGCGGUUAUCCGAGCGACAUGUCACAGAAGGAGCUGCAGCAAAGUGUGGGACUAAAUGUUGUCGUGCACAGUGUGGAAGUGGAUAACCGUCCUUUGGGCAUAUGGAACUUUAUUACGAGUGAGGGGCGUUGUGGUGGCGCUAUUGUGGGCGCGCAGGAAUCCACUUCGACUUCGAUUGCGCGUCACUUCAACGGUUUGGGCUAUGCAGAGGUGAAAAAGUCGCGGUUGAGAUCGUACAGAAUGAAUUUGUUUGCGCUACAAAUGACCUUCAAGACGCUGGACGAGAAUGCACUGCUAUUUUUGGCGGUUGAUGAUAAGAAUAAUCGCUCCGUCUCAGUGACGCUCAGUCGUGGUCGCAUUAUGUUCCGCAUAGAUUAUGGCGAUGAAUCGAAAUUGGAAAUAAAUACCACCAACAAAUACAAUACGGGUAAAUGGGUUAAGAUUGAGGCAGCGCGCGAGUUUGUGCCCAAACGCGGCACGGAGAAUGGCAUAUUGCGCGUGGACAAUGAGCGCGCCAUCACUGGCUCACCAACGGUGCCCAUUAAAAGUCACAUGUUGCCCGAUCUGUCGAAACCAGUUUACUAUUUGGGUGGUGUGCCGCCGGGCUUCAAAUCGGGCACCUCCAAAGCGCCUGGCGCCGACAAUCCCUUCCUAGGCUGCAUGAAGGAUGUGCAGGUCAAUAGAGAAACAUACGAUCCGCUUGAGAGCUCAACACAUUUCGGUGUAGAGCCAUCCUGCAAAGAAAUCAUAACAAAAGCGGGCUUCACAGGCCAGGGCUACAUCGAGCUACCCUCCCAAUCGCUACGCAAACGUGCCAAUACCGGCUUUGUUUUCCGCACUUUACAACCCGAUUGCCUGCUGCUACUCUCUGCCUAUCCCCCGGAAGUUGCUGAGGACUAUGAUGACAAGGAUAUCAAAGGCAACUACUCGAUCUCCUUAAUCGGUGGCCAUCUACAAGUAUGGAUCAACUCUGGGCGCAGUAUUUUGAAAAUAAUCUCAAAUAACACAUUGAAUGAUGGCGAAUUUCAUGUGGUGAAUUUAAUAAAAAGUGGCCGAAAAUUUGAAUUGAUGGUCGAUGAUGAAUUGCAAGAUACAAAGAGCCUGACGGGCGCACCCACACUUGUCAGCAUGCCACGCGAUGCUGGUGGUCUGUAUAUAGGUGGUGCGCCGCCUUACGAGGAAUUCACGCCACUGGCGCCGACGUUCAUCAAAUUGCAGGGCGCUAUACGGGAUGUGGUCUUCAAUAAUCACACGAUGAACUUAAAUCAGGCAGUAGCUUUUUCGAAUGUGCAAAUCGGGCGUAAUGGUCCGCCGAUGGGCACCGUGAAUGGACUGAUCGAUGUACUACUUAAGACUGAACCGAUGAUUGGGAAGAGUUUUACUGCAUCGCCAGAGGGAUGUUUGAGGGUCGGCAGCUAUUCAUACGAGCCGAGCGCUUUCAAAUUUGGCGAUGUUUCACACAGUUACGCCCAACUUCAAGUGCCGCAACGCAAUUUCUGGCAACGCAAUUUCUACAUAUCUUUCGAUUUUCGUUCCUUCUACCCCAACGGUUUAAUCUUCCUAGCACCGGGCACUAAGGAGAAGCACAAACACUAUGUUGCGCUCCUACUCAAAAACGGUCAGCUCUUACUGAUUGUGCGUGGGCGUCGACGUGAAGAAUUGAAAUUGACUGCGAAAUUGGACGAUGGCGAAUGGCAUCAUGUGACGAUUUUGUGUCAGGAACGCAAAGUUACCAUGUCCGUGGAGAUUGGCCAAACGGAUCAGAAGACAUCAGCACAAAUGAAGGUGCCUAAGAAGAUUGCCGCUACGAAUUUGCUGUACGUUGGUGGUUUGUCCGAGAAGGUGCCGAAGCUACCAUCGGAGUUGUUGCAACGAUUGGAGGCAUUCAAGGGUUGUCUGCGCCGCAUGACCAUCAAUAAUAGCACGCAGGACCUGGCGCGGCCGGGCAAGCACCAGCAUGUUGGACAGUGUUUUCCGAAAGUGGAGAAGGGGUCGUACUUCCCCGGUGAUGCUUAUGCGAUAUAUAAACGCAACUUCCAUGUUGGCAAAUACUUGGAAUUCGAGCUGGAUUUUCGCACGUCGGAACUAUUCGGUGUACUACUGAGCAUCUCUGAACCAUCAGGUUUUCCAGCGUUAUCACUAGAACUCAACAAUGGCAAUAUUAUCUUCUCUACCGAUCUGGGUGAUGGCAUGCCCUUCCGCGUACAAUCACAACUACCCAGCAAAUAUGCUUUGUGCGACAAUAAAUGGCAUAACAUAUCGGCGCUCUACGAUUACGAACACAUCACAUUGCGCAUCGAUCAGAUGGCGACCACAAAGGCGAGAUCAACACAGCAACGCAACAAUAGCCGAGUACAAACAAAGUCGGCGCUCUAUAUAGGCGGCAUACCAGAAAUCGCGCCCACCGGCACGCUGCUGACGCGCGAGAAUUUCAAAGGCUGCAUACGCAAUGUGUCGAUACGACAGGAGCGACGCGAUUGGAUCGAUAUGGAUGAGUUACAUAAUGUAUUGCUGAGUGAAUGCCUGCUGACAGGAGCGGAGAAUUGAACAUUGCAAAUGUAGAUGUGCGUGUGUAUGCUGGCGUAUAAAUAGUUUCACUGCAGCUAAUAUCAAAUAUUCUCCAUGAAUGUUCAAACCGUUGCAAAAUGGCGGCAUGUAGGGGGACGAGCGCCAAGCUGAGCUAUGUUGUGAUCUUCUUUGAUGUUUUUGUAUGGGCGCGUGAGCGCGAGCGUCUAGUAACGGAGUAACGUAUUUGUCAACGUGGCAUUUCUACAAAAAUUGGGGAAGUUUGUUUUGUUUUUAAUUUACAACAACAGUAAUCAGCUCAAAUUAGUACAAAAUAGAUGUAGUUAAUAACAUCACCGCGUAAAGGGGGGCAGUAGAGAGCAUUAUUUGUUGUGGAUCAAAUGGGAAUUAGUAUUCAUGUGUGUGUACCAAAAUCAAACAGCUUAACUGAAGAACGUGCGCUAUACUGCAGGCUCGACACUGUACUAUGACCAGCUGCUAUUUAUUGUGAUCAAUAUUUUAAUUUAGCGUUGCAAAGCGGCUAAAGCGCUAGGAGUAAAUCUUAAUGUUAGACGAUUUAUAUAUAAAUACAAACAUACAUACAUAUAUAUUUUAUUGAAUGUCGAUAAAAUAUGAACGACACUGCCAUAAUGCAUUUACGCUUACGAACACGCUAUGGAAAUUUUUUGUAUAAAUAUAAGAAAAA
Messenger RNA from Anastrepha obliqua, 7510 nucleotides. It is a transcript of the gene wb, whose product is annotated as laminin subunit alpha-1. Gene Ontology annotation, biological process: axon guidance. The record is from RefSeq and is a predicted model, not a curated record. The coding region runs from base 1 to 6846 and encodes 2281 amino acids. Gene Ontology annotation, cellular component: basement membrane. NCBI's taxonomy places the organism in Eukaryota, Metazoa, Arthropoda, Insecta, Diptera, Tephritidae. The transcript has 15 exons.